Loxodonta africana (African savanna elephant) is the source of this 1587-nucleotide messenger RNA. It is a transcript of the gene LRRC74A, whose product is annotated as leucine rich repeat containing 74A. NCBI's taxonomy places the organism in Eukaryota, Metazoa, Chordata, Mammalia, Proboscidea, Elephantidae. The transcript is spliced from 12 exons. The record is from RefSeq and is a predicted model, not a curated record. Gene Ontology annotation, molecular function: protein binding. Bases 38 to 1483 code for a protein of 481 amino acids.
CUGGUGGCAAGAUGCAUUCCCAGAAUCAAGGAAAUGAAUGUUUCUUCCAGAUGAGAACGAGCUUGUGCCGGCAUCACAAGAUAGUGAUGACACACUCUACUGUGAGGCUGAAGUCCCGCUGACUGUUGAAAAAGAGAAACCAGCCCGAGAGAGUUCAGAAACAGACCUCGAGAUCGAAGAUUCUGAGAAAUAUUUCACCACUGGACAAAAGGAGCUGUACCUGGAGGCCUGCAAACUGGUGGGUGUAGUGCCCGUCUCCUACUUCAUCCGGAACAUGGAGGAGUCCUACAUGAACCUCAAUCACCAUGGGCUGGGCCCCAAGGGUACCAAGGCGAUUGCUAUAGCCCUGGUGUCCAACACGACUAUUAUCAGCCUGGAGCUGGGAGACAAUUGUAUGAUGGAGGAGGGCGUCACCAGCCUGAUGCAGAUGCUGCAUGAGAACUACUACAUCCAGGAGCUGAAUAUUUCCGAGAAUGAUCUUGGUUUGGAAGGGGCUGGAAUCCUUUCAGGCUUUCUCCAGAGAAAUAUCUCUUCACUCUGGAAUAUUCAGCUUUCAGGAAAUAACUUCAAAGAAGAAUCCGCAGUAUUGUUCUGCCAAGCCAUGUCGUCCAAUUAUCGAAUUAAGAAACUGGACCUGAGUCACAAUCAGUUCUCUGAUAAGGGAGGAGAACAGCUGGGACAGAUGCUGGCCCUCAAUGUAGGGCUCCAGGUGCUGGAUCUGAGCUGGAAUCACAUCCGUACGCGGGGAGCUGUGGCCCUGUGCAACGGUCUCCGGGCUAAUGUGACCCUGAAGACACUGGACCUCUCCAUGAAUGGAUUUGGCAACGACGGGGCUCAGGCCAUAGGGGAGGUCCUCAAACUCAACACCUCCCUGGCCUACCUAGAUCUCAACAGCAAUGACAUUACCAAUGAUGGAGCUGCCAAGAUCAGCAGAGGACUGGAGUCCAAUGAAAGCCUCAAAGUUCUGAAACUUUUCCUGAACCCUCUGACAAUGGAGGGGGCUGUUUUACUUAUCACAUCCAUCAAGAGGAACCCCAAAUCCAAGAUGGAAGAGCUAGACAUUUCUAAUGUGCUGGUGUCUGAGCAGUUCGUGAAAAUUCUGGAUGGGGUAUGUGCCCUUCACCCCCAGCUGGACGUGAUCUACAAGUCAGUGCAAGGCCUCUCCAGCAAGAAAAACAUCCUCUUGUGCACGAACCCCAUGAAACUGAUCCAGAGCUAUGUGGAACAGCAAAAGAUCACAGCCUUGGACUUCUUCAAGAGUUUGAGCCCUCGUGGAAUGAUGAAGAUGCCUGUAGGGGAGUUUCGGAAAGCGAUGUUACAGCAAAGCAAGGUACCUGUGAACCGGUACCAAAUCAGGGAGCUGAUAAAGAAGCUGGAUGAGAAGAAGACAGGCAUGGUGGACUUCAGGUCAGCCCAAACCCAUUGGCUGCCCCUACCCAAUUCCCAGCUCACGAAGGCCUGGUCUCUCUAUAAGGGGCCCUGACUGUGUUGGCCUGAGCUUCUUAUUAGGGCCUCCCCUACCCUGCAGCAAGUGGCUGCCUUUCUCCUGGUUCCCAAGUCCGGCCCACUCUUUACUGUCCUUCUCAU